Molecule: messenger RNA, 6338 nt
Organism: Trachemys scripta elegans
Lineage: Eukaryota; Metazoa; Chordata; Testudines; Emydidae
Gene: PAX7
Product: paired box 7
Exons: 9
Coding region: 1-1515 (504 amino acids)
Biological process (GO): regulation of transcription by RNA polymerase II; anatomical structure development
Molecular function (GO): DNA-binding transcription factor activity, RNA polymerase II-specific; RNA polymerase II cis-regulatory region sequence-specific DNA binding
Source: RefSeq, a predicted model, not a curated record
AUGGCAACUUUACCAGGGACAGUUCCCAGAAUGAUGCGCCCCGCGCCGGGACAGAACUACCCCCGCACCGGCUUUCCUUUGGAAGUGUCGACUCCUCUGGGCCAAGGCCGAGUGAACCAGCUCGGGGGGGUGUUCAUUAAUGGGCGACCUUUGCCAAACCAUAUCCGCCACAAGAUAGUGGAGAUGGCCCACCACGGCAUCCGCCCCUGCGUGAUCUCCCGGCAGCUGCGAGUCUCUCAUGGCUGCGUCUCCAAAAUCCUUUGCCGGUAUCAGGAGACCGGCUCCAUCCGCCCCGGAGCCAUCGGAGGGAGCAAACCCAGGCAGGUUGCCACUCCCGACGUGGAAAAGAAAAUCGAGGAAUACAAGAGAGAGAAUCCGGGGAUGUUUAGCUGGGAAAUCCGAGAUAGACUCCUGAAAGAUGGGCACUGUGACAGGAGCACUGUUCCCUCAGGUUUAGUGAGUUCGAUUAGCCGGGUGCUAAGAAUCAAGUUCGGGAAGAAAGAGGAAGAGGAGGAGUGUGACAAGAAGGAGGAAGACGGGGAGAAAAAGGCGAAGCACAGCAUAGACGGCAUUUUGGGCGACAAAGGUAACAGGCUGGAUGAAGGCUCAGAUGUUGAGUCUGAACCGGACCUACCCUUGAAACGCAAGCAACGCCGUAGCCGGACCACCUUCACGGCCGAGCAGCUGGAGGAGCUGGAGAAGGCCUUUGAGAGAACCCACUACCCAGAUAUCUACACACGAGAGGAGCUAGCCCAGAGGACCAAACUCACAGAGGCCCGAGUACAGGUGUGGUUCAGUAACCGAAGAGCCAGGUGGCGCAAGCAAGCAGGAGCCAAUCAGCUGGCAGCUUUUAAUCACCUGUUGCCAGGGGGCUUUCCGCCAACUGGAAUGCCGACUCUACCGCCCUACCAGCUGCCAGAUUCCACCUACCCCACCACCACUAUUUCCCAAGAUGGGAGCAGCACCGUGCACAGACCCCAGCCCCUGCCACCAUCCACCAUGCACCAGGGAGGGCUGGCAGCCGCUGCCGCCGCUGAUACCAGUUCUGCCUACGGGGCCCGACACAGCUUCUCCAGCUACUCGGACAGUUUCAUGAACCCUGCAGCUCCUGCCAAUCACAUGAACCCUGUCAGCAACGGCCUCUCUCCACAGGUGAUGAGCAUCCUAAGCAACCCGAGCGGCGUUCCGCCACAGCCCCAGGCUGAUUUCUCCAUCUCUCCCCUCCACGGUGGUUUGGACACCACCAACUCCAUCUCCGCCAGCUGCAGCCAGCGGAGCGACUCCAUCAAGUCUGUUGACAGCCUCCCCACCUCGCAGUCCUACUGCCCUCCCACCUACAGCACCACCGGUUAUAGCGUGGACCCCGUGGCCAGCUACCAGUAUGGACAGUAUGGACAAACUGCUGUCGAUUAUUUGGCCAAGAACGUGAGCCUGUCUACACAGCGUAGGAUGAAGCUGGGAGAACAUUCAGCUGUGCUGGGCCUCCUACCGGUAGAGACAGGCCAGGCUUACUGAAGAGCCCAUCUGUGCCAACAACCCACUCCAGCAACCUGGUACCACCACAGAAAACACCACCGGCAGCCUUCCAGGGUUCCACCUCUGCCCGGACCCCGCUCCUUUCCAAAUCCCCACCACCCUGCACCAACUCAAGCUGUGAAGGAGAUGGGAAAGAGGGCGGGAGGGCUCUCCAUGUAUCCAGUUCCUUACCGAGCACUCUUCUAAGACGCCAACCCAGCCUCUUUAACCGUGACUCCUUCUACGGCCAGAGACAAUGGGUUGGAUACAUUUAUUGACCCUAAUGUUCAUGCCCUCCCUCCAGCCCACCUGGUCAGCUUGGCAUACUGCCCACACUUACUGACUUUCCAUUGAUCUCGGUAGUUGGCACAGUCAACGCUGAAUUUCUUUUUCCAUUGUAAAAUAUAUUUUUUUAUUUCCCCCUCUUUUUUAUUGUAGUAACUUGGUGGCUGUUGUAUAGAAGGAGUAACCAAGCUGAUCACUAAGGGUGAUGCCCUUCGGGACCAAAAGAACCUUUGGACCAAAUAUAAGAAGGUGUUUAAAAAACAAAUGAAAGUUACAGCAAACCUGUCCACCUCCCACGCUGCUGAUAGGAUCCCAUAGCAAGGAAAAAGCAGGCAGGGAUGUUGCUCAGCAAAGGUGGGAUUUGAUGGAUGCUAUAAAUGCUCCAACCUGGGACCUUUGGAAAGUGUAAAUGUAAAUUGCUGAGGGGGGUUAGGAGAAGUUGGGGGCAGGUAUGAGCAACACUCAGUUUUCCUCUUAGGGACCAACUAGAUCCCGACAGGAUGGUGUGGGGCUGACUGAAAACCACUUGCAUCCCAUAGCAGCAGGAGAGUCAGUAAGAAAUGUUGGCGCAUGUGCGUGUGGAGGGCUGGCAUGGACAGUGUUUAGGCCAGGUGGCGUCUGAUUGAUUGGGCAGAGUGAGAACUGAACAAUGACCUUCCUUCGCUCAGCGAGUUUGAUCCUGGCAGUGAGGGAGAGUGGCUGUGUAUGUUGGCAAGGGAGGCACGCUGCCCAACGGAGCCUAGCUGGAGACACUUCAGCUUUCAGAACUGGGUCCUUCUGCUGCUAGAACAUGACUGAAAUGAAAUGAGACUUGUUCUGAAGGCGCCUGUCAGGGAAGUCUCCCAUCAAGUGAAGGGCUGAGUGACGAGUUAGUCGCUGGGAUGGAGGAGGUGCAUUAGCUAAGGCACAGUGCCACACAAAACUGGAGUGUGCGUCAUGCACUGGGGAGACAGAGGGCUGUGGGAAUGGUCUGACCACGACAGUCUGUCUCCAACUGGCCAGAGAGAGAGGGAGGCAUAAACCCACAUAAUGCACCUAUUUGUGCUGUGCUGUACGGCAGAGGAAAGACUCUUGUGCCCUUAUGCACGUAACUCUUUAUUUCGCAACCUACCAGGAUAAGUACUUGUCUCUUACCUUAAGUAACUCGUCCUUUUCGCCAUCAUCUGGUCCUUUUCUGGACAGGUUGAUCUCUUGGUCCCUUCUCUUCAUAUUUCUGUGUUCUUUAUUUUGGAGCUACAUUCUCUCUAGUACCCAGAUUUUUUUUUUUUUUUUUUUGGUUCAGAUUUGCCUCCCUCUUUUCUGUAGCAUACAGCACUCUUUCCUCCAUACCAACCCAUGAUCCUGCUCAGCUCAAUGUUCAGGUAAACCCAGCUGGGAAUAACAAGUUAUAUACGAGUCACGAACCACGUGGGGCUUAUACCGUUUAUUUAUAUGGUGCAGUAACAAUCUUCACUCAUCCCGAUAAAAGGCUAUAGCAGGUCCCUAAACAUUUAGACGUUCUUCCCCCUUUGACUGCAUUUAAAUGGCUCACCUCCGAGAACACCCUUACUGUUUACUCAUCGCCCUGAAGAGGCUGGGGAAAGCUGCCAUUGAAACAACCCAUCCUGCCCCAUUCCUUUAAACGAUCUUGUGCCAGCCAGUGACUCAUUUGUAAGGUCCAACGUUCCAUGGAUUGGCAGCAGAUGCUGCAUGCCGGGUCGGUCAGACACAACUUUCUGGUGUCUAUAUUGGACGUCCCUUCAGUGGAGUUGAGAGAUGUGGGGGGACCUAGUUUCUGCCUCCCAGUGACAGAUGAUUAAAGGGCGGGUGAGGGGGCGGAUUUCUUCCCUGUAUCCUUCAGCUUCUUCUUUUUUGCAUUUCCCUCAAACCAUCAGUCCUUGUCUUUACACCUGAAGCAACAUCUUCUGGGCAGUUUCAGGCUUUCUGGUGCCUUGCCCUUGGCUGCAUUUUAUUGUUAACCACAAAGUUGCCAACUCCCGUGGAGACGGCAUCCCACAUGGGCAAAUUGCCAGGUCUUAGUCAAAGCAGAUUUUUGCUUCAUGUGUUGCUCUGUAUUUCAUCAGACACCAUCCAUGGCUUUCAUCCAGCCCACUGCUUCACUGGGCUUUGUUGUUCCGAACUCCUGAAAGCAUUUUAACACACAAGGUUCAUCUCUCUUAUUUAUACACACACACUGCUGUUCAGUAGCUGGGAUGCUGACAAUUGUACACAUAGAAUCCUCUGCAAUGAUUUGUACAGAGAAUCCAAAUCCCUCCUUUGCUUGUCCAACUCUGCAACAAAUAAAAGUGUGAUUCCAGCACCUCCCCUCGACUCCGGGAGAAUUUCCCGGGAUCACAGAAUUUCCUAGUUCUUGCAUUUCACAAUGCCAUUUCCAAGACUAAAUACUGCAUAUAAAGCGGGAGUUGAUGAAGACAAGAAUACUGGUUUCUUAGAGGUUACUGGCGAACUGAGAUAUGAUAGACAAGAGGUGUUGCCCAAAGCUAGUGUGAUAGAAAAGGAAAAUGGAGACUUACGUGCUUUUGGUUUGGAUCUGAAAUGAGGAAGAGCAACUUUUGAAUCCCACUUCUGGCUUGACUGUCCCUCCCAGUAACUAUAAUAACAUUAUUACCCCAACCACAUCUAAACUGGAGAAUCAAAGGAACAUCUGGAAACUCAAAGCAGAGGCUAGGGUGUUUCCGUGAGAUAGCCCAUGGGGUCCGUGACUAAAACAUCCAUUUUAACCUGCUCCAGUACCUCAUGGUUACCUGUGGUUUUUUAACAGACACCAGUAAGUACUGCUGCAGCCAUAGAACAUGUGCAUUUGGGGAUGAUUUUACUGUGUGCCAUGAACUGCGUUAGUCAGCAAAAAAUAUUGACGGCUGAGUGACCAUAAGCACCCAAGAAGGGCUGUCACGCCCUAGAAAUCUACAGCCUGACAUGUCUUGGUGCUGUUAGGAAAUGUAAUGUACAGAGGAAAAAUGUUAGUCCCCUGCAUUAACUGAGCAUUGUUAUCACUGACAGCCAAUUAAAAAGCUCUAGUAAUAUGCCAAGUCCUAAAAGCCAUUUUAUACUUCAACUAAUUAAAGCCAUUUUUGACUAAACUGAUUUCUCGUCACCUGCUAUAUGAUACAACCGGCAGGAAAGACCCACCUUGUAACAAGAAACGGUUGGCCACUGAUCCAACCCACAAAAAGGUGCACUUCCUCUUUUCCCCACCUUGUUUUCUUGUAUACUUGUGUGUGCAUAUAUACAAAAGCAACAGACACACAACAGCUCCCAGUCUGUAAGGUGGCCCUCAACAGCAUACAGCAGGUUGUAGUAGUGGGUAUGUUGUUAACAGACAACUUCAGUUAAGCUAAGAGCCAGAGUGCAGGAGCCUAAGAUAAAGAGUCUUAAAAAGAGGGAGCGUUAUAGAAAUCUGUUUACCAAUUACCUUCACCAGAAAGUCCACAAACAUCCUGGCUGCUGUUGUAAAUAGAGUUCUUAGAGGAAUAUGAAAAACGCCCCAUGCGAAUAGCUAUUCUCUGACCCUCUCCCUGAGGUCGCACUUAUGUACAUUAGUUGGAUAUUUGGUCAUGUGCUGUAUGUUUAUAGAAAGUUGAGUUUUUUUAUAUACUAAAAACACAGUGAGUGCUGUGCUAGUUUAAAAAAAAAAUGGGGCAAACCGUAGAAAUUUGCAUAUCGUGUGUUUUCAAAAUACAUUCCAGAAUCUUUGGGGUGGGAUGGGUUUGUUUUUGUGGGUGGGGGGGUGUUUUUUUGUGUUUUAAUUUUUUAAGGUACAUUAAUGUAUGAAAGUCAAAAGAUUUUGUUUUGUUUUGUUUUAUUUUAUGGAUUGCCAACCUCAGUUCUGCUGAAAAAAAGACAAACUUGGGGGAUGAGGUGGGGAAGCAAAAUGGAGGGAGCGAUGCGCUAAAGGCGAAGCGCUAGGAAGGGUGGAACCGCGGCUCUUGGCAACGGGCAAGCAUCGGACUCACAGGAGCCUGGAGAACGCCUGGCCAGAGUCACUUGAAGUGAAAUGAACUGGCCAUGAGCAGACAUUCCAACCAUGGGGAUGCAGGGACACCUGGGAACCCAAACAAAUCCCGCGCUUAAUAAAAACAAACCAACUGAAGGACACAUUCAAUGGACGUUCUCCCAGGAUGAUUUUUUUCCAGGCCUGUGAACACGAUCCUUGUGGGAGAAGAAGUAAUGGAUUUGCUUUAUCUCCCCACCCACCGGCACCAUUCCGAGACCAUGCUGGUCACUAUCUCACCAUGUUCUGCUGCUCAGCAGAUUAGCCCCUGUUGUUCAGAGACUUUGUGUAUUUAAUGCUUUUAACCCAUCACCCCUAACACCUCCAUAUACCCAUCUGGGAAAUAUCUACAUAGCACUAUAGAACAUUCCUUAUUCCUAGUAACUGCGGAUAUGUUGCUUCUGUGUUUGACUCAUAGCCAUUUUGCUCCAUGUGUAUGCGUGUGUGUGUGUGUGCGUGCGUGGGUGUGCGUGCGUGUGUGUAUAUAUAUAAUCGCACCAUAAUUUAUUCAGCUAUAUGGAGUAGUAGAAUAGAAAGAGAAACUGGU